Messenger RNA from Physella acuta, 1722 nucleotides. RefSeq lists its product as uncharacterized. The record is from RefSeq and is a predicted model, not a curated record. Lineage: Eukaryota; Metazoa; Mollusca; Gastropoda; Physidae.
CGUUUUUUUUUAUGCUUUUGUGAGCGAAAUUACCUGUGUUCCAUGUCAUGUGACAUGUGCCUAGCCGUGUCGCACACGCAAGGCUGCUGUCUGUGGACCAAGAUGUAGACCUAAUGAAGUUUCACAACCAAGCGGCCACAGUGUAUAUAUGCCAGGAAAAUUGUCCCUCUUCGUUCAUCUUUUAGCGGCAACUCUGUCGGGACAUCAGCACAGCUGAAAGAAUGAAUUGGCUUGUAGUGGCCCAAUGUGUGGUCUACCUAGCUGCGACUUCCGUACAUGCGCAGUCGUCAGGUAUCACGUUUGAUGCCACCCCCCAAGAUGGCGCCGUGUCUCUAACAUGUGCCGUGUCUGGUACCGGUACUCUCUACUCCAUCUCCAGCCUCGUCAUCGAGAAAGAAAACUCGGCCGACAACUACCAGCUACUACUUAAGUACACCAAAGGAAGUCCCUUAGAGUUCAGCAAACUCCUGACGUCAAGAAGCGUCAAGAUGGCCGCCUCCAGUGGCUCGGCCUCCACCGUGCAGGUGACGGUUGGUGUAGCAGACGGCAAGUUCAGAUGUGUCGUCAACGGCCAGACUAAAGCAGGGGGAACUGCAAGAGGGGAAGCGACUGUGACCGUCUCAUCUCAGUUCAAAGAAGAUUAUGAGGAGUGCGGGUGUGCUGACAUGGUCUCCACGCUAGAGAACAAAUACGACAAGAAACUCAACGAGAUUCAACAAUCUGUCACCGCCACCACCAACAACUACAACAUCGGCGGGGACGGGGGGCUGGGUGGUCUGGAUGGGGAUCAGCUGCUCAGGAGCACCGUUUGGCCGGAGUGGUACUUCAGCCUCCUCCAACCGGAAACCGGCUGCCCUAGCAUGGGCUUCUCCUUCCUGGACUGGAAGACCGACGGCUACCGGCAGUUCCACACCGAGUCCACGUCACCCCAGAACCAGGACAACAUCACGGCCAACGCCCACUUGAAGAAACCCUACCAGCUGAAGACAGGCAACAACAACUUCAUCGUCCUGAGCUUCUGUAGCAUAGUAGGGGCACACCAGGGACCGAACUGGCCCAAUGGCUCCUAUUGCAUUAUGAUGUACGCCGGCGUCUGCCCGCCGGGGUUCCACGACGGCAGCAUUUUCUGGGACGAAGAGAACACGCUGUACUCUGGGCGGUACGGCGGGUUCAUCCCCACGGCGGCGUUUGGCGCCGAUUCCAGAAUCUACUACUGCUGCCGCCGUGACGGCAAGCCGGAGAAACCAAUGUACCUGCCGACAGCGAAGCCGUUCUACCUGUUCCGGUUCGGUGGGGUGUGUCAGCAGGUGGCCAACAUGAAGCUGACCCCGGAGACCGUCGUGUUCGACACGGAGGACACCGGUGGCAACAUUGACCAGUACUUCAGCGAGUACCACCCGGAUGGUCAACUCAACAACGUCGUCCUUGAACUCUGCUAUUACUCCAGAUAAAACCCGGAUAUGUUAGUUACGUCAGAGUUUACUUGAUGUUUAACGUGAUUUGAAUUUGUUCUAAUAAAAUCAGAUCAUUGUAGUAAUUUGUCAUUGUAAUAUUAAGUUUUCAAAAAUAAAAUAUAAACUUAUAUUUGAAAGUAUUUGAUAUUUAAUAUAAGAUUUGAAUCAGUCCAAAUGAAGUCAGAAAAGUAGAUGUUUGUCGAGUAAUUGCAAAAUGUUUUGAAAAAUAUACACAACUUGUAACUAAAAGAUAUUAAAGUAGCUUUGA